AUGGAUUUUGUGACGAAUCGGCGACUGAAAGAGUUGAAAAGAAGUGGUCGAGUGACACGAGCCGAGUCUUUAUUGAUGGUACAGAUGUUAACAAACUCAUUCUGCAUUGUCUCCAGCACAAUUCUCUACAAUCUUUUGAAUGCCAUUGAUAACAUUUUCUUUGGGCCAAAUAUGGUCUAUCUUGCUCACAAUAUUACGAGUCUGAACGUGUGGAUUGUACUAUUUUUCGUAUCCGGCAUAACCACAAUGAUUUGUCUUCGAAAGCGGAAAAGAAAUAAAGUGAUGCCGAAUGUAAGAAUCACGACUGAUCACAAAAUUUCGACGCUCGAU
Molecule: messenger RNA, 330 nt
Organism: Mesorhabditis belari
Lineage: Eukaryota; Metazoa; Nematoda; Chromadorea; Rhabditida; Rhabditidae
Source: the annotation of a GenBank genome assembly